AUGUUCAAAUCUACAGUACUUAAACAAUCUCGUCUAUUCUCUACUUCCACUGCUCAAUUUGGUAAGAAAGUGUUUUUUGAACCUGCUGUUAAUGGUAAGAAAUUAGGUAGAAUUGAAUUCGAGUUAUAUGAUGAAGUAGUACCAAAGACUGCAGAAAAUUUCCGUGCUUUAUGUACAGGUGAGAAGGGGUUUGGUUAUAAAGGUGUCCCAUUUCAUCGUAUUAUUCCAAAUUUUAUGAUCCAAGGUGGUGAUACAGAUUUAACUAAUGGAUUCGGUGGUAAAUCAAUCUAUGGAUCAAAAUUUGCCGAUGAAAAUUUUAUCAAGACUCAUGAAAAGGCUGGUCUAUUGUCAAUGGCCAACGCAGGUCCAAACACUAAUGGUUCCCAAUUCUUUAUUACUACAGUUCCAUGUCCUUGGUUAGAUGGGAAACAUGUUGUCUUUGGUGAAGUGACUAAAGGGAUGGAUAUUGUAAAGACUAUUGAAUCCUACGGUACUCAAUCUGGUAAACCAAAAGCUGAGGUUGUCGUUGAAGAUUCAGGUGAAAUCGUCAACUAG
Molecule: messenger RNA, 555 nt
Organism: Maudiozyma saulgeensis
Lineage: Eukaryota; Fungi; Ascomycota; Saccharomycetes; Saccharomycetales; Saccharomycetaceae
Source: the annotation of a GenBank genome assembly